Messenger RNA from Xylaria bambusicola, 1435 nucleotides. RefSeq lists its product as uncharacterized. The transcript is spliced from 2 exons. The coding region runs from base 470 to 940 and encodes 156 amino acids. NCBI's taxonomy places the organism in Eukaryota, Fungi, Ascomycota, Sordariomycetes, Xylariales, Xylariaceae. The record is from RefSeq and is a predicted model, not a curated record.
CCUCUAUUCAGAAGGGCAAACAACACAAUUGUGAUAUAGCUUAUGAGCUUGUAGAAAAAGGAGAAGACUUUUUAGAUUGAUGUGAAAAACCAUUUAAAUUAUUGUUCUGAGCUGAUUCAUUUCAGCAAUAUGCGAUAACGCGCUACAAUGGAUGAAAUUACUCCAGUCGCUCACGUUGAUGCCGUUCGUAUCGGUCGUUGCUAAACAUUAUGCAGGACAAUUCUUCAAUCCUCCCGAUGCGGUCGAGGGAACUCACGAUUACUCAAAAAAUCCAGUUUAUUCUUUGGGAUCCACGCAGACGAUCAAGUUUACGACUAUUUACCCCAGCUAUGAAAUCAAAUUGUGGCAACAGACUCGCGGACAAAAUGCUGCGACUCGAGGCCCCAGCAUUUUCAGUACCGAAGAUGGCGCGGUAACAUAAUUUGACUGGCAGGUCCAGCUUUACCAAUUUGACCUGUCUGCUUCUAACAUGUUCUUCCUAUGGCUCACUUCAACAUCUGAAGACGACGUUGACGUUGACCCUGUGUCUAUCGCUUCAUAUUUCUUCAAUAUAUCCGAAAGGUCUGAUUCUCAACCUCAUUCGACACAUACGGUCUUGUCAGCUCAGUUUUCUGCCACAUCAUUGUUCACGAUGAGCACUACAUCCAACCCGAUCGGAAUCGCUAGUGAGACUUCAACAACCAGUCCCAACCCCCACGGGCUCAGUACAAGCGUCAAAGUUGGAAUUGGAGUUGGCGUUGGGCCGGCUGGUCUCGUAGUUAUCUUAAUUUCUUUAAUUCUGAUCCAUCGUUCGAUGCAGAAGCACGGAAAUGGAACAACCAACCAACCUGGAACUCAAGAAAAUCAUUCUGAUCAAGUGAAGGCUGCAUCGCAGGAUGCAUCGUUUGUAGCUCACGAGAUGCAGAGUCUUCCAGCAGAGUUAUCCGCAGGCAAGGAAUGAAGAGACACGCCGAAUUUUCAUAUCAAGGGGCAAGGAGCUGAAACUGGAAGCGGGUAGUACAUAACUGCGGCGUUACAAAUUUCAAAACUGAUUUUCAUAGUCUCGUUGAGUCAUUCAAUAUCAGCCUAUCAUUUAGCUUCAAUAUACCGAAUUGAUACCUCAUGAUGGUCCCUUGCGUAUCAGUUUGUCAAACUGGUCUACACCACCGGUUGGUGCUUUGACAAGCCCAUCCCUGUAAUUACACAUGAUAUCAAACCCUCUAUUUUGCUCCUGGGUCGCCAAAUGCAAACCAGACACGCAUCAGUAAUAUGUACAUUACUAUUGCAUAAAUAUGAAUAUCUUUUGAUUGACGAAGCUUACCGUAUUUUUUUGUGUACUGUUACAUUCCUUAGCCUGAGAGUUGAACGGAGAAUUUCAUCUUCCAUGAUUCGGCGAUAAAGCCAAUACAUCCGAAAUAUUCUUCGUGUUAUCUCUAUAUUUAAGGUUUGAUGAUCA